This is a messenger RNA of Ambispora gerdemannii, 1227 nucleotides long. The record is from the annotation of a GenBank genome assembly. Lineage: Eukaryota; Fungi; Glomeromycota; Glomeromycetes; Archaeosporales; Ambisporaceae.
AUGAACAAUUCCACAAUCACAAAAUUCGGACGCUCGAUGCGUUCCGAAUUCCUAUUUGAAGACGCCCACAUUUCGCUGAACCACGGCUCAUACGGAAAAUCUCCAAAAAGUGUUUUAGAGGCAUUCCGAAAAUUUCAAGACAGGGCUGAAAGUGCCCCAGACAAAUGGACGCGUCAAGAUUUGGCAGUUGAACUUGAUAAAGCACGAGCAAAGGCUGCCGCUUUUGUGAACGCGGACGUUAACGAAAUUGUAUUUGUGCAGAAUACUACUACGGCUGUUAAUGCUGUGUUGAAGAGUUUGAGUUAUCAAGAGGGGGAUAAGUUGUUGUUUUUUUCGACUGUUUAUAAAGCGGUUAGAGAGCUGUUAUACUUUAUUCGAGACACAAGCGGCGGGAAAGUUUCAUUGAUUGAGAUUAAGGUUAUUUAUCCUAUAAGCGAUGACGACCUAGUAGCAAACCUCACAAAAAGAAUAGAAGCAGAGCAUCAAAAUCCAAAAUCCCGAAUAAAAUUAGCAUUAAUUGAUGCAAUAUCGUCUAUGCCUGGUGUCAUUGUCCCAUUUCAACGUAUAAUCCCACUCCUAAAACAGCAUAAGAUCCUUUCGGUAAUUGAUGGUGCACACUCGAUUGGUCAAAUACCACUAAACAUAAGAGCCCUUGAUCCAGAUUACUUUGCUGCAAAUUUUCACAAGUGGUUGUAUACUGUUCGAGGGUCGGCUAUUCUCUACGUUCCAUAUCGGAAUCAACAUGGUUUGCAUCAUCCGAUAACUAGCAUGUAUUAUUCGAAGGGAUUUGUGGAUGAAUUCAGUUGGGUAGGAACGCAAGAUUUUAGUUCCUACUUAACCAUCACCGCCGCGCUCGAAUUCCGUCAAAAAAUAGGCGGCGAGGCACUAAUCCAACAAUACUGCCACCGCUUGGCAUGGGAAGGUGGAUGCUUAGUAGCCUCAAUUCUCGGCACAGAAGUAAUGGGCCCCGAAAGUCUAGUCGCACAUAUGGUAAACGUUCGACUUCCCGUGCAGGAUUCGCCUGAAAUUCAAGAGUUUAUGAAAACUCAGUUCAUCAAGAUUUCAUUCAAAAAGUAUAAUUGCACUGUGUUGGAGUUCGAGCAUGGUGAUGCCUGGUGGGUAAGAUUAAGUGCACAAAUUUAUACUGAUUUGAGCGAUUUUGCAUAUGUAGGAAAGGCGUUGAAAGAGAUAUUUAGCGGGUUAAUUGUGAAUUCGAGUAAAUUGUAA